Monodelphis domestica (gray short-tailed opossum) is the source of this 3125-nucleotide messenger RNA. NCBI's taxonomy places the organism in Eukaryota, Metazoa, Chordata, Mammalia, Didelphimorphia, Didelphidae. The record is from RefSeq and is a predicted model, not a curated record.
GUGAGAGCAGAACCAAGCCAAACCUGUAAGUCUUUAUUAAGCAUCCUCUGGGCAUCAGACACCGUACUAAAUUCUGGGGGCACAAAAACAGGCACGAAUAAUCUCUGCCUUCAAAGAGCUCCCAGUUCACAAAGGAGACAGCAGGAAACCUUAUUAGGGGGACGGGGAAAGGCCUCUUGUAGGAUGUGGGAACUGAACUCAGACGGAAAGGAAAGGUCUCCCUCCUGGGCUCUGAGGUUGAGCAUUGAGUCUGCCCAGCAAACUGGAUAGAAAUGGAAGAUAAACCAGACGUUGGAGCGGGAGGAGAGUUUAUUCUCUAAGGACCUCACACACUAACUCGUGCACAAAAGAAGGGAUGGCUAGGCUGGCAAAGCUCUAAAAGACUGUCAGAACGGCCAGUAGAUAAGCACUUCUUAUGCCCCUACUAUGGGCCAGGCACUACGCUAAGCCCUGGGAAUGUAAUGAAAGGCAAAAAGGCAGUUCCUCAAGGAGAUCACAGUCUAAAGCACGAGGAAACGUCUAUUCAGACCAGUUCCGUUCCAGGAUAAACGGAAAAUACUUAGUGGAGGGAAAACGUAGCACUAAGAGGGAUGGAGAAAGGCUUCCAGUACAAGACCAGUUCCAGUCAUGCUGCAGAAGAAUUAGUGGACAGAGAUCCUUUGGAGCCAACCACCUACCCAAUGGCUGAACUGUGGAAAUACCUCCCUGAAGAAUUACUGUCACUGAUCUUCCGACACUUGCCCCUUCGGGAUCGAUAUGCAGUUUCACAGGUCUGCAGGACCUGGGCCACUGCUGUCAACUCAAGCUCUGUGUGGUACAGCACAGAUAUCAGCUGCGAAAUGGAGGCAGACGCGGCUGCCCUGAAUUGCCUGUCCCCCUGCCUGGGUCAGAUCCGCCACCUGGGGCUGGAAUUUGACCCGUCCAAGGAAGGAAGCCGGCGAGCAGCCACGGAACUGCUAAGUGCCUUGGCCCAGCAGGGCCCCGGCUUGCAGGGGCUGCGCAUCGCCUGCCGCGGUGAGAACCCGCUCUUCUAUUCGGGCCGAGACAUCCUGAGCGGGGUGCUCCAGGUGUGCGCCGCGGGAGCUCCCGGUCUGUGUGCGCUCCGCCAGCUGGAUCUCCGCCGCAUGCCUUUCACCCUGGACGACGGGCUGGUGCUUCAGGUGGCGCGCGCCUGCCCGGAGCUCCAAGGCCUUUUCCUCAACAACAGGACGCUGGUGUGCAACGUGCGCCCCGAAACGGUGCGCACCGUCCUGGCUGCAUGCCCUCGCCUGUGCGCGCUCGGUCUCUAUUACGCCAGUCUGUCAGCCCCGGUCUUGGCCGCCCUGGCUGAACCUGGCCGCCCGCCCUUCCAGCACUUGGCCGUGUUCUGCGCCCGGCUCGACAAGUAUGCUGAGGGCAUACCGGACGAUGCCUGGGCGGCGACCUGCAGCAGUCACCCGGGGCUCUCGGUGGAUCUAGAGCUGGACCACACGGUGCCCGACGAGCGAGUGCCCCUUGUCCUGCAGCCCACCAUCCCGGUGACCACACUGAGGCUCAACACGUUCGGGGAGGUCUCGGAGGCUGUGCGCCUUGCAGGCCGCCACUACGCCGCCACCCUGACGGCCCUGGUCCUGCGCGCCACAGCCUCAGCGGCCCUGAACUCGGCGCUGCAGGAGUUGGCCCAGGCCUGCGGCCACCUACGCGAGGUGCACUGCUACUGCGUGGUGGCGCCAGCCGUAGUGAGCGCCUUCCGCUCCUGCUGCCCCAACCUCCGCAGCUACACGCUCAAGGUCUCACGGGAGCCGCACCCUUGGAGGCCCAGGAUCGUCAAGUGACGAGCUUCAGCCCCAGGCGGGACGCUAAGAGGAUCCGGACUAGCACCGCGGAUUCCCUAACCUCGCAGCUAAUCUAAACAAGAACUCGAGCUUCAAAGCCUCCGCGAUGGCCGAAGGCAAGUCCCGUCCUUGCUUUAGGCCUAGUUCCUUAUCUGAAAAGAAGGGAUUUGGAUUCGUUUAUCUCGGAGGUCCUCACCCAAGUCACGUGGGUCCUUAGUGAGUGAGCCAGAGGAAGGACGUUUGGGCGCCUAUGUCCUUCCUAGGAGUGCCUAUGGGGAGGGAACCCCGGAAGAUUCAGAAGUCAUCUAGUCCAACUCCCUCCUUUUCGGAAUGAGGUCGGAGACAAGAUGCCAGCUUCUGCCCACAGCCACACAAACAGGGGCCAGAGAAUUGGGGCCGCUCAGGUGGGCACCAUCUCAGGCAUCCCUGGAUCUCCUGGAAUCUCCUAGUGGUUAGGUUUCUCAGCAGAAUACUCUCUUCCCUCCUUCAGGAAUCCUCCCUUUCCAUUGGGUCCUCGUGGCCCUGGAGGUGUAGUAAAAGCACUUGCACCUUCCAGGCCACAAUGGUUCAGGCACACUCUAAACCUGAACACAUUCAAACACACAGAUGCCGACAUCCUUAAGGAAAAGACCAACUUCAGGGACCAGGAGAACUAGGUCUGCCAUUCGCUAACCAUCUUGGACAAGACCCCUUCCUCCCAGGCCUACAGUUUCUUCCUCCAAUAUCCCUGGCUUUCCAAGAGUUCAGUUUUCAGGGCCAGAGGGCAGACCUGGUAUCCUACCUGGGAGGGACCCUCCCUGGGAGCAGAGGAAGGCACUCAGGGUCUGGGGGAGAAAGAGGGUGGGAUUCCUGUGCAAUGAGUUAUUUCAGAAAUAUUUCACACAUUCAUAUUUUUAAGGUGAGAAAGUUCUCCUUUCCAUGGCCCAAGGGUAUUUAAAUAAGAUCAUCUAUGAAGAAUUGUAACACUGAUAGACAGUCACAUACACAGGAAUUUCCAGACCUUCUCUGGAGACUUGAAUCCACUCUGAUUGAGGGUGAUCCAGGUCAGGGGGCUCUGGAAAUACUGGUCAGGGGGACUCUUGGAUAACUUGGUCAAAGGGAAGGCCUCAUGGGCUCUUCCAUUCUGUUUUGAUUUCUGCUGGUGCCAGCUGCUGGAGGCUGGGGUGCCUGGGACAGCCCAGGGGAGUAAAAAGAACACUGGACUAGAGUUUGAGAAGACCAGGGUCCAGCCCCAACGCUAAUUAGCUGGGUAACAACCUUGGGUAAGUUACUACAUCUCUCCAAGACUCAGUAAAAUACAUGCACUGCCUA